UCACUACACCCAAGACCACGGAGGACUAGCGAGCGACCUCCACUUCCUCAAAUCGUGGAAUGUAAGUGGCGCGCAACAAUCCUCAAGAAAGUAGACAUAAAGGAAUCCGACGAAAGAGCGAGAGAAGACAAAUUCAGCGCAAGAGGACUGAGUGUGUGUGUGCGUGUGUGAGUGUGUGUGUGUGCCAGAGUGUCUGAGAGGCGAGCAUGAGCAUGGCGCCCUUCCUGCGGAUAUCGUUCAGCGCGUACGACCUGGGAGCCCUGCCCCCGCCCAGCGAAGCCCCUUUCUGCGCUGUCAAAAUGAAGGAGGCCCUCGGCACAGAGAGGGGCAAGACCCUAAUCCAGAGGAAGCCCACUAUGUUCCCGGCGUGGAGGGCCAGCUUUGACGCCCACGUGUAUGAGGGGCGGGUGCUGCAGGUGCUACUCAUGCAGACCACAGAGACGCCAUUGGCCGAGGUCACCAUUGGCGUGUCUGUGCUGGCCGAGCGCUGCAGGAAGGGGAACGGGCGCGCAGAGUUCUGGGUUGAUCUGCAGCCCUCUGGAAAGAUCAUGAUGUCCGUACAGUACUUUUUAGAGGAUGCGGACACAGGUGUAGAGUGUCGGCAGUCUGUGAUGCUGGAGGAGGAGCUUCCCAACCUGAACCGCAGGCGAGGGGCCAUCAAGCAGGCCAAGAUCCACUUCAUCAAGAACCACGAGUUCAUUGCCACCUUCUUCAGGCAGCCCACCUUCUGCUCCGUCUGCAGGGACUUUGUCUGGGGCCUCAACAAGCAAGGAUACAAGUGCAGACAGUGCAAUGCAGCUAUCCAUAAGAAAUGCAUCGACAAGAUCAUUGGACGAUGCACUGGAACUGCGGCCAACAGUAGGGACACAGUGUUUCAGAAGGAGCGUUUCAAGAUUGACAUGCCGCACCGAUUUAAGAUUCACAACUACAUGAGUCCCACCUUCUGUGACCACUGUGGCAGCCUACUGUGGGGGCUGGUGAAGCAGGGGCUCAAAUGUGAAGACUGUGGCAUGAACGUUCACCAUAAGUGUCAAAAGAAAGUGGCCAACCUGUGUGGAAUCAACCAGAAGCUUCUUGCCGAGGCUCUGACUCAGGUCGGACAGAAAUCUACCCGCCGUCCUGAGUCUAAGGACCUGGAUGCAGGUGUGUACCAGGACUUCAACAGCAGUCCGGGGGUAGACACUAAUGAUGGAGCUCCGUAUGGCUGUCUUUGGGAAGGGACAGGUCCUCGCCCCCCCUCCCGCAUCUCCCAGACCUGCAUUGGCAUCGACAACUUCAUACUGCACAAGGUGCUGGGCAAGGGCAGCUUUGGCAAGGUCUUGUUGGCAGAGCUGAAGGGCAGUGGUGAGUGGUUUGCAGUGAAGGCCCUGAAGAAAGACGUGGUGCUGAUGGACGAUGAUGUGGAGUGCACCAUGGUGGAGAAGAGGGUGCUAGCGCUGGCCUGGGACAACCCCUUCCUCACACACCUGUACUCAACCUUCCAGACCAAGGAGCACCUGUUCUUUGUCAUGGAGUAUCUGAAUGGAGGAGAUCUCAUGUUUCACAUCCAGGAGAAAGGACGCUUUGACUUGUAUAGAACCACAUUCUACUCAGCAGAAAUUGUUUGUGGUCUUCAAUUUCUACAUACCAAAGGCAUCAUCUACAGAGAUCUGAAGCUGGAUAAUGUGAUGUUGGACGGCGAGGGCCACAUAAAGAUUGCUGACUUUGGCAUGUGUAAGGAGAACGUCUUUGGGGAGAACCGAGCCACCACCUUCUGUGGAACUCCAGACUACAUAGCUCCUGAGAUACUGUUGGGCCUGCCGUACUCGUUCUCUGUGGACUGGUGGUCGUUUGGCGUGCUGGUGUACGAGAUGCUGAUUGGUCAGUCUCCGUUCCAUGGCGAUGACGAGGACGAGCUGUUUGAGUCCAUCCGUGUGGACACACCACACUACCCUCGCUGGAUAUCCAAGGACACCAGAGAUCUACUGGAGCGGCUGUUUGAGCGUGAUCCUACUCGUCGGCUGGGGAUUGUGGGAUGCAUUCGUGGCCACGCCUUCUUCAAGACCAUCAACUGGUCCUCUUUAGAGAGGAGAGAAGUAGACCCACCAUUUAAACCCAAAGUGAAGGCAGCCAACGACUGCAGUAACUUCGACCGUGAGUUCCUGAGUGAGAAGCCGCGCCUCUCCCACUGUGACAAGAGCUUGGUGGACUCCAUGGACCAGACCGCCUUCUCCGGCUUCUCCUUCAUCAACCCCAAGAUGGAGGACCUUGUCCUGCCGAAGUGAUGAGGAUGAU
Messenger RNA from Engraulis encrasicolus (European anchovy), 2274 nucleotides. RefSeq names its product protein kinase C, delta a (gene prkcda). The record is from RefSeq and is a predicted model, not a curated record. The coding region runs from base 207 to 2264 and encodes 685 amino acids. The transcript has 18 exons. Gene Ontology annotation, biological process: intracellular signal transduction; peptidyl-serine phosphorylation. NCBI's taxonomy places the organism in Eukaryota, Metazoa, Chordata, Actinopteri, Clupeiformes, Engraulidae. Gene Ontology annotation, molecular function: ATP binding; diacylglycerol-dependent serine/threonine kinase activity.